ACGUUGGGGGCGUGUACGUGAUGCGGAAGAGCAGGUGCACUUCAUUCACAGCGUAAACAUAACAAGGAUCGCAUCGCUACCCAAUCUGUCACAGGCUGCGUUCGUGCUGAUCGUACCUUUUCUAACGGCGAAAAAUAGUUAAAUCAUCUGCAUUUGGACUGGUUUUAAGGCGGUGAAGGGCAGGUCGAUAUGACUUUAAACCAGAACCACUCGGAAUCUGGAGGAGUCAUCAUCAACAACAGCGAAAGUGUGUUGAUGAACCAUGACAACGUGGAGCUGGCCUUUUCUGACGCCGACAAUUUGCCCGAAGCCUUCAAAAAGAGUAAAAAAGGCAGCAUCUACCUGACCCCGUACAGGGUGAUCUUCGUGGCUAAAGGCAAAGAUGCACUGCGCUCCUUCAUGAUGCCCUUCUACCUGAUGAAGGGCUGUGAGAUUAAACAGCCCGUCCUGGGAGCCAAUUACAUUAAAGGCACCAUCAGCGCCGAGCCCGGAGGUGGAUGGGAGGGCAGUGCUACGUUCAAGAUGAUAUUUCUGGCUGGAGGGGCCAUAGAGUUUGGACAGUACAUGCUGCAGGUGGCUGCUCAAGCCGCUAGAGGUCAGCCUGUGACCGCGGACUUCGGUGGCUGUCCCUACAUGGCUAACGGGGCGUAUGUGUACCCCCCACCUCCGACCAAUGGCAUGUACGCUGCAGCAGGAGCACCUCCGGGCUAUGCCUACCCCAACACCCCUCAAGCUGGAGGCUUCUACCCCAGCCCACCGGUGUUCGAUCAAGCUGCUGGCUACAUGCCCCCCCCUCCAUACUCUGCUCCUCUGGGUCAGCAGCCGCCCCACAACCCAGACAUGCCCAUGUCUGCCGCAGCAGAGGCCAAAGCUGCAGAGGCCGCAGCCAGUGCCACCUAUACACUGCCCCCCACGCAUGUGUACCUGCCAGAGGACAAACCACCUCCGUAUUCUCCUCCAGAGGACAAGAAGAACCAGUAGAUUUGCUCUUCCCAUCAUCUGUUCUCGAUUGAAGCAUUCCUAAUGUUUGUUUUUUUUUCAUUUAUCAUUUAUAACCACACCAAACCAGUAUUUUUUUUUUGUCAUUUUUUGUUCUUUACUAGUUUAAUUUCAGUCCCAUUUAACUUAACCAAAUGUAACGCUAUUCUUGCUUCCUUACAACCACUACUUAAAAAAAAUGUGAACUUUGGUAAAAAACGAAGCAUUGUUAGCCAAAGUAACUAACAACUCAAUAGUGUGGCGUGGAUGGACUCUAGAUCGAACGCUAGCUUUAGCUCUGCUCGGAAACUGCUAAUUUUCUGAACUUGGUUACGCUAACACAGGCUAAAAGCAGUAUUUUAUUUUUGUAUUAUUUGUGUAUAGCCUACGCACUUGAAGAUAUGCUAUAUUUUGGAGAAUUUAAAAGUACAAUUUUGUAAAGAAACGUUUAUAAGAUUAGUUGAGAGUAUUUUGCCCUAGUAAAGAUUGAAACGGCGGGAAUGAUGCUAGCUUGGAUUAGCUUUGUAAAGUAAACAUUAUUUCAGCUUUUGCAUCUGUUAGAAUCUUCUAGAAAUCACACACUGACUUAAAUUUACUUUCUCACACCCAAUUUUCUUUCUGUUUUAUUCUGAAAUCUCAAUCUACAGCUAAUUCUUCGCAUUUGCUAUGCAUUGGAAUCGCUCUGUUACGGCUCUAUGUAAAAUAAUAAUAACUGUAUGUAUUUUUAAUUUAUUUAAAAAUGUCUAUAAAAUAAAUAAUUAGCAUGAUUAUCAACUACUGUAAUGUACCGUAUACGUGCAAAGGAUUUUAAUAAACAGCCUAACUUCA
Periophthalmus magnuspinnatus is the source of this 1806-nucleotide messenger RNA. It is a transcript of the gene wbp2, whose product is annotated as WW domain binding protein 2. Gene Ontology annotation, biological process: positive regulation of DNA-templated transcription. Bases 190 to 981 code for a protein of 263 amino acids. NCBI's taxonomy places the organism in Eukaryota, Metazoa, Chordata, Actinopteri, Gobiiformes, Gobiidae. Gene Ontology annotation, cellular component: nucleus. The record is from RefSeq and is a predicted model, not a curated record. Gene Ontology annotation, molecular function: transcription coactivator activity; chromatin DNA binding. The transcript has 8 exons.